Molecule: messenger RNA, 825 nt
Organism: Didymodactylos carnosus
Lineage: Eukaryota; Metazoa; Rotifera; Eurotatoria; Philodinida; Philodinidae
Source: the annotation of a GenBank genome assembly
AUGAUGAAUGAAUCGUUACCUAGCAAUGAAGAGCAGCCUAAAUUAAGAACAAAUAUACGUUAUGAUGAAAUAACAGAAUAUGUUUCAACGACUGAUCCAACCACAAUUCAGACGGCAAGAGAAAUUCAAAUAUUCAAGGAUAAUAAAAAAGGAAUUAAUGGCAGAUGCACAAUAACGGCCACAGUGAAUGGCAGUCAUUUAUUUGCCGAAGAAAUUGCCAAUAAUUUGGAUCAAAUGCGUGUCAUAAAUCUCAACUUGGUUCAAAACAAAUUGCAUCCAAACAUUCGUCAGAUUAUGUUGCAUUUAACCGAUUUAUCAUCAUCGUUGAGACAAAAUAAAUCGUUGGCAGACCAAACCAUUAAAACAAUUGCCGAAAAAGCCGUUAAACCCAGUUUAAAAGUGGAUGCGUCAAUAAGAAAUACCUUUCAUGCGAAUGGGGAGGUACCCAUUUCUUAUUUCUCAUCCGUUUAUACCAACGAUAUUCGGUUUACAACAAAAUCGUCCAAAGGUCCACAGAACAUCACCGAUUCGUGUAUUUUAUUCAAAUGUGGUCAAGAUGUUUGCGCUGCCACAAUUACCGACAUAUUUCAACUACGCGGCAAAACCUAUUUGCGAGUCUUACCUCUACGUGUGACGACGAAAACUGGUGUGCCUGUUGACGACAAAAUUUUAAAUAUUUCGAAUUUAUUCAUCGGCAAAGUUUCAAGUGGUGACUUCAUGUAUUUGAUACCUGAUCAUAUUAUCGAAAAACUCGUGUAUUAUUAUGAGAAGGACAGCAAACUUGACGUUUUUUUCCGUUUUCCAACACUUAUAGAAAGUACAUAA